CCCUGGGUCCCUUUCUCCCCCUUUGCACUUCGCAGGCUUCAGGCCUGGCCAGAUGCUGCGCCGCGGUCACAAGUUCCCCCAUCACCAAGUCGGCUGGGUAAGGGUCCCCCAGGAAGACGCAGCUCCGACACCCAGCGUCUCCGAGGCCGCGGUCUCCCGCGGACACCCCGUGGCCUCGAGUGAUCGUCGGGACCCCGCGGCCUCGAGUGAUUGUGGGGUCUCCACGGGCCGGGGGCUCCGGGACGGAUCCGGCCGAAGGCGGCUCCUCCCAAGACCGCAGGCGACAUGAACAUCCUAGCCCCCGUGCGCAGGGACCGCGUCCUGGCCGAGCUGCCCCAGUGCCUGAGGAAGGAGGCCGCUUUGCACGUGCGCAGAGACUUCCACCCCCGCGUCACUUGCGCCUGCCAGGAGCACCGGACAGGCACCGUGGGCAGAUUUAAGAUAUCCAAGGUCAUUGUUGUGGGGGACCUGUCUGUGGGAAAGACCUGCCUCAUUAAUAGGUUCUGUAAAGAUACCUUUGAUAAGAAUUACAAGGCCACCAUCGGAGUGGACUUUGAGAUGGAACGAUUUGAAGUUUUGGGUGUCCCCUUCAGUCUCCAACUUUGGGACACCGCUGGACAGGAGAGGUUCAAAUGCAUCGCAUCAACCUACUACCGAGGAGCUCAAGCCAUCAUUAUUGUCUUCAAUCUGAAUGAUGUGGCGUCCCUGGAACAUACCAAGCAGUGGCUUGCUGAUGCACUCAAGGAGAAUGACCCUUCCAGCGUGCUUCUCUUCCUUGUGGGCUCCAAGAAGGACCUGAGUACUCCUGCUCAGUAUGCAUUAAUGGAGAAAGAUGCCCUCAAGGUGGCCCAAGAGAUUAAAGCUGAGUACUGGGCAGUGUCGUCCCUCACUGGUGAGAAUGUCCGGGAGUUUUUCUUCCGUGUGGCAGCACUGACCUUUGAGACCAAUGUUCUGGCUGAGCUGGAGAAAUCAGGGGCUCGGCGCAUUGGGGAUGUUGUCCGCAUAAACAGUGACGACAGCAACCUCUACCUAACUGCCAACAAGAAGAAGGCCACAUGUUGUCCCUGAGGGGUGAGGAUCGUUCAGAGACCGCUCAUUCCCUGUCACCUUAUCUGCGCCAGAGCUUGGACAUUUGCACUGACUUUUUCCAGACCAAAGAGCUGCCCCUUGAUGGCAGUACCACCAGAGGGGCAAAUGGGACCAUGCUAGUUACUUUCUGCCCCUCAGGCACCAUGACAAAGCUUGGGUGACCCCCUACUUGUUUGGGGUUUCCAGGGUACCCAGAAGCUAGGGGGAGGCAGUGUUCCUGCUAGCCUGUUGGGUCUUUUGUGCAUGAGGAUGUCUAGUAAUUGCAGCCUUGUACUGUGCGUGCCUUGUGCAUUAAAAUCUCUUUGUUAUUUGCA
Messenger RNA from Jaculus jaculus (lesser Egyptian jerboa), 1403 nucleotides. It is a transcript of the gene Rab34, whose product is annotated as RAB34, member RAS oncogene family. Gene Ontology annotation, molecular function: GTPase activity; GTP binding. Bases 286 to 1068 code for a protein of 260 amino acids. The transcript has 11 exons. Lineage: Eukaryota; Metazoa; Chordata; Mammalia; Rodentia; Dipodidae. The record is from RefSeq and is a predicted model, not a curated record. Gene Ontology annotation, biological process: phagosome-lysosome fusion; endocytosis.